CGAUUGUAAAGCAACUUCCGUUUCCAUUUCCAGUACCUUCCAGAUUCAGAGCGUAUAAAACCCAAUCAAAUUUUCAAAGAAGAAGAGAAGACGACGGAUCAGUGUGAGAAGAAGAAGAAGAAGCAGCAGCAGAAGCAGAAUCAUCACCAUCAAUCAUGGCGACGGAGACUUGUACGCAGGCCUACGGCGAGCCCUCGUAUUGGGACAAUCGCUAUUCCAAUGAAUCUGGCCCCUUCGAUUGGUACCAGAAGUAUCAUUCCUUGGCGCCAUUGAUCAAUCUCUAUGUCUCUCGCCAUCAUCGCAUCCUCGCCGUCGGUUGCGGCAACUCAGCAUUUAGCGAAGGUAUGGUCGAUGAUGGCUAUGAGGAUGUAGUCAAUGUUGAUAUAUCAUCUGUUGUGAUUGAAGCAAUGCAGAAAAAGUAUUGUAAUCUUCCGCAGUUGAAAUAUGUGAGAAUGGAUGUUCGUGAUAUGAGCGAAUUUGAAACAUGUUCAUUCCACGCCGUUCUUGACAAAGGUACCCUAGACUCUCUAUUGUGUGGAAAUAAUUCACGAGAAAAUGCAACUAGGAUGCUCGAAGAAGUUUGGAGGGUCCUCAAGGAAAAUGGAGUGUAUAUUUUGGUUACAUAUGGAGCUCCCACGUAUAGACUAAGUCUACUGAAACGUACUUUCUCAUUGAUAAAGCUUCAUGUCAUAGACAAAUUUGUUUUAGAGAAAAGGACCGACCCUCCAAAAUGGGACCUCUUGAAACCCGUUCCAUUUGACAAUGAUGUGAGGCCGCUAGAAACCAUGCUCGGGCAGAAUCCUGAUGUCCACUAUAUAUACAUCUGUACGAAGGAUAGCAUUGAAUCGGUUAUUGCAGAGGAUUGUUCUUUGAAGACAGACCAAAAGUAUGAUGUUGCUGUUGAGUGAAGGAAGAACGUGAUAAGAGGCAAGUGUUUUCCUUUAACUAAAAAUGUAGGAUUCUUUUGUUGUUUUUUUUCAAGUUAUGUAACAUGAUAGUAUUCUAAAGCUUUAACUAUUUCUCACUGCAUUAAAUCAUAAAUUGUCUUU
Molecule: messenger RNA, 1049 nt
Organism: Cucumis melo (muskmelon)
Lineage: Eukaryota; Viridiplantae; Streptophyta; Magnoliopsida; Cucurbitales; Cucurbitaceae
Exons: 9
Coding region: 156-908 (250 amino acids)
Molecular function (GO): S-adenosylmethionine-dependent methyltransferase activity
Source: RefSeq, a predicted model, not a curated record